AUGUCCUUUUCUGCUGAGAAUUUUGAACGGAAACUCGCGUCCCUACAAGAGACCCAGGACUCGAUCGUCUCGAUUUCACAGUGGGUAUUAUUCCAUCACAGGCACAGCAAAGAGAUAUGUGAGAUCUGGAGCCAGUUCGUAUUGAAACCCCAUUUGAAUUCUCAGAAGCGUUUAUCAUUAUUAUAUCUUUGUAAUGACGUGGUUCAACAGGCGAGACACAAACGGAAGCUCGAGUACAUUGAAGGAUUUGCCAUCGUGUUACCUGGGGUUUUUGCCAGUAUUUUCCAUAAGUUGGAUGGCCCUUUCAAACCCAAAGUUGAGAGAGUAGUCCGUGUAUGGGACGAGAGACAGGUAUUUUCAAAGACCCAAUUGGAUGCCAUGAGAAAAUCCCUCACCCAUCCAUCGUCAAUAGCGACCGUAUCAACACCCUCGUCGGAACGGAAGUCUUCUGAUGCUAUCGUCCCUGAACUUGGACUUUUGAAUGAUCUUUUGAAACACAUGAAUGAGCUAAUAGACAUCAGUCAGAACAACUUGAAUCAAGUGGGAAUCCAAUCCAAGAAGUACUUACCCAACGAUCCUUCUGUAUCGGAGUCAUUGCCAUCGCCCAAACUCUACAUAUCAAAACUCAACAAUUUGGAGAAGAUGUGUCAAAUGUCAAACCAGAACAUAGAUAGCAUAAAAGAUGAAAGACAAAAAAUUUUAACGAAUUUGAACAAUUUGAAGAAUAUCAUCGAGGAAGGCUUGAAGACAGACGAAUCAAAGAAACAUAUCAUUAACUCAAAGUUGUCAACUUUGUACAAAACUCGGAAUGAGCUUGUAGAGAUGGUUGCGGAUGAGGAAGGUGAAGGCUCUACUGAGAUUGUUUCUCCUUCUUUUGACUCCAAUACAGCUAAGGUUGUCAAUGAUGAAGGAGAGCAGAUGCCUUUCUAUGACUCAAACGAUAGUGACCUGGACUCGGCCCCAGCAAAGUAUCAAGAUACUGGAGCGUAUACCACUUCUUCUGUGGCUAAAAGUGACGAUGAUGACAAUGAUAUAUUGCCCACAUAUGAAGACGAUAGCGACUCUGCUGCUGAAUUGGUGCCCACUCCUAGAGCUACUCCAGACUCGGAGGUGAAACUCCCACCCCCAAAGCGGUUCAAAAAGUCGAAGUCCAAGUCGGUAGCAUUUUCUGAAAAUAUUGAAAUCAAGGAGUAUGAUCGUGAAAAUCAAACUGAGAUUAUCAAGAUUAUUAAGAGUGACGACGACCAAACUGAAUUAGACGAAGACGAUGAGUACGAUGGUGGAUUAAGUGAUGACUUCCCAUCCCAUCAUAAAGAUGCAAUUGAGUUGAAACACGAGGAGUCGGAUAGAGAAGAGUCCGAAUACGAUCCUCAAGGCUCAGGGCUGAAUGGCACAUCAGUUUUAGAUAUAUUAUCAAAACUUCAAUAA
This is a messenger RNA of Yamadazyma tenuis ATCC 10573, 1428 nucleotides long. RefSeq lists its product as uncharacterized. Gene Ontology annotation, biological process: mRNA 3'-end processing. Lineage: Eukaryota; Fungi; Ascomycota; Pichiomycetes; Serinales; Debaryomycetaceae. Gene Ontology annotation, molecular function: RNA polymerase II C-terminal domain binding. The record is from RefSeq and is a predicted model, not a curated record.